Pteropus alecto (black flying fox) is the source of this 2328-nucleotide messenger RNA. RefSeq names its product chloride channel accessory 2 (gene CLCA2). The record is from RefSeq and is a predicted model, not a curated record. NCBI's taxonomy places the organism in Eukaryota, Metazoa, Chordata, Mammalia, Chiroptera, Pteropodidae. Gene Ontology annotation, molecular function: intracellularly calcium-gated chloride channel activity.
AUGACCCACAGGGACAAUGCAGGUCCUGUUUGCAGCCUGAAGCUUGUGACUCUCCUGGUUGCCUUAGGUGCAGAAUUCCUAGUACUGGUAACCAGAGUGCAGCUUCAAGACAAUGGGUAUAAUGGAAUACUUAUUGCAAUCAAUCCUCAGGUAUCCGAGGAUCAGAACCUCAUCCCAAACAUAAAGGAAAUGAUAACUGAAGCUUCUUUUUACCUGUUUAAUGCUACCAAGAGAAGAGUGUUUUUCAGAAAUAUAAAAAUUUUAACACUUGCCACAUGGAAAGCUAAUAAUUAGAGCAAAGUAAAACAAGAAUCAUAUGAAAAAUUUAGCUCAAGGUGGUCAUCUGAUAUCACAAGCAUGUUUGUGUGUAAAAAAAAGCCUUGCCUCCAAGAAAAUUGUAUUAUUAGUAAGCUUUUCCAAGGAUGCAUAUUUAUAUAUAAUAGCAUCCAAAAUGCAAUUGCAUCAAUAAUGUUCAUGCAAAGUUUAUCUUCUGUGGUUGAAUUCUGUAAUGCAAGCACCCACAACCAAGAAGCUUCAAACCUACAGAACUAAAUGUGCAGACUCAGAAGUAUAUGGAAUGUGAUCUCAGACUCUGCUGACUUCAAUAACAGCUUUCCCAUAAAUAGGGCUGACCUUCCACCUUCUCCCACAUUCUCCCUUAUACAGGCUGGCAAAAAAGUGUGUUUAGUGCUGGAUGUGCCCAGCAAGAUGGCAGAGGCGGACAGACUUCUUUGACUGUAACAAGCAGCAGAAUUUUACUUGAUGCAGAUUGCUGAAAUUCAUACCUUUGUGGGCAUUGCUAGUUUCGACAAAGGAGAGGUCAGAGCCCAGCUACAUCAACUUAACAAUGAUGAUGCCUAAAAGUUACUAGUUUCAUAUCUGCCUGCCACUGUGUCAGCUGAAGCAGAAACUAGCAUCUGCUCAGGGCUUAAGAAAGGAUUUGAGGUGGUCGAAAAACUGAAUGGAAAAGCCUAUGGCUCUGUGAUGAUAUUAGCGAUCAGUGGAAAUGAUUAGCACAUUGGCAAUUGCUUAACCACUGUACUCAGCAGUGGUUCAACCAUUCAUUCCAUUGCCUUAGGUUCAUCUGCAGUCGAAAACCUGAAGGAAUUAUCACAUACUACAGGAAGUUUAAAGUUCUUUAUUCCAGAUAAAUCAAACUCCAAUAGCAUAACUGAUGUUUUCGGUAGAAUUUCCUCUGGAACUGGAGAUAUUUUUCAAUAACAUUUGCAACUUGAAAGUACAGGUGAGAAUGUUAAACCUCACCAUCAAUUGCAAAGCACUGUGACUGUGCAUAACAAUGUAGGCAAUGACACUACCUUUCUAGUCAUAUGGCAGACCAGUGGUCUCCCUGAGAUUGUAUUAUUUGAUCCUGAUGGAAGGAAAUAUCCCACAGAUAAUUUUAUCAUCAAUCAAGCUUUGUAGACUGCUCGUCUCUGGAUUCUAGGAACUGCUAAGUCCGGGCUCUGGACUUACACACUGAACGAUACCCACCAUUCUCUUCAAGCCUUGAAAAUGACAGUGACUUCUCACGCCUCCCACUCAGCCAUGCCUUCUGCUAUCGUGGAAGCCUUUGUAGAGGAGCCAGCCCACUUUCCCCAUCCCAUGAUGAUUUAUGCAAAUGUAACUGCUACAAUUGAGCCAGAGACAGAACAUCUUGUUACAUUGAAAUUUUUUGAUGAUGGAGCAGGUGCUGAUGUUAUAAAAAAAGGUGGCAUUUACUAGAGGUAUUUUUUCUCCUUUGCUGUAAGUGGUAGAUACAGCUUGAAAGUGCUUGUCAAUCACACUCCCAGCAAAAGCACCCUAGCCCACUCUACAGGAAGUCAUGCUAUCUAUACACCAGGUUACAUAGUAAACGGUUGCUUAAAUUCUAUUCGCCUCAGUUUUCUUAUAUGGAAAACAGGACUAAAACUAUCUCCUUCCUAUAAAAUAAGAAUGAGUAAAAGUUUACAGAAUAUUCAAGAUGACUUUAACAAUGCCAUUUUAGUGAAUAUAUCAAAGCUAAAUCCUCAACAAGCUGGCACCAAGGAGAUAUUUACAUUCUCACUAAAGCUCUUCGUAAAUGAACCUGAAUAUCAACCUGGUGGAGAGACACAAGAAAGCCACAGGAUUUAUGUGGCAAUAAGAACCAUAGAUAGGAACUCUUUAAAAUCUCCAGUAUCUAACAUCAUCCAGGCAUCGCUCUUUAUUCCCCCAAAUUCUACUCCUGUGCUUGCCAGAGAUUGUCUUAUAUUGAAAGGAGUUUUAACAGCAAUGGGUUUGAUAGGAAUCAUUUGCCUCACUAUAGUUGUACACACUGUAAACAGGAAAAAGGGAGCAGACAAAAAAUGA